This is a messenger RNA of Gastrolobium bilobum, 501 nucleotides long. RefSeq lists its product as uncharacterized. The coding region runs from base 1 to 501 and encodes 166 amino acids. NCBI's taxonomy places the organism in Eukaryota, Viridiplantae, Streptophyta, Magnoliopsida, Fabales, Fabaceae. The record is from RefSeq and is a predicted model, not a curated record. The transcript is spliced from 4 exons.
AUGGGGAUGCUUAUGAGUUUCAUGGGAGGAACAGCAGAUGGGUUAGCAUCCAAGACUACGACUCUUGUAACAGGAGCACUCUAUGAUCAAUUUAUCAAGAAAGAGAUCAAAGACUUUGAUGACUUCCACAUUGCCAUUCUUGAUAUCUUCAACAAUUUCAACACGGCCUUACCCGGCAAGCAUUAUGAUGCACCAUCACACGGUGAAAUCUGGGAUUUGUUUAAUAAAUGGAAUGGUGCACCAAAGGAACAUAAAAAGAAGAUUUUCACUGAAUUCAUGAUUAAGAAUGUGAGUAUCAGCAAAGUGGAUGACUCUAUGAUGAUCACUGGGAUAGUGGCACCCCCAGCAGCUAUGGUAGCUAAGAGAACAGGACAAUCUGUGCCCCAACUAAGUGUUAUGAAAGCCAUCCCUGAUGUUGCCUUUGUGCCCACAAUAACAGUUUUGGCUCUCAUUGGUGUUAAGCUCACCAAAAGAAUGUCAUUCAAGAAAAUUGCAUCCUAA